This is a messenger RNA of Telopea speciosissima, 527 nucleotides long. RefSeq names its product CCR4-NOT transcription complex subunit 9-like. Gene Ontology annotation, biological process: negative regulation of translation; mRNA catabolic process. NCBI's taxonomy places the organism in Eukaryota, Viridiplantae, Streptophyta, Magnoliopsida, Proteales, Proteaceae. The record is from RefSeq and is a predicted model, not a curated record. The transcript is spliced from 5 exons. Gene Ontology annotation, cellular component: P-body; CCR4-NOT core complex; CCR4-NOT complex. Bases 162 to 527 code for a protein of 121 amino acids.
AUCCCCUGUAUCUGCUUUUUGUACCUUGUGUGAGAUCUAUUGCCUACCUUACGUUGUAGAGCACUCUAUUUGUGAUUUAUGAACUGAAGUUGAGGAAAUUGUGUAUGUCUCCCUGCAUUCAGGGAUUAAAUUACUUAAUUUGAUAUGAUGAUUAUUGAAUAAUGCUUAUGCAGGAGAUAAUAUCAAUAUAUCGUUCUCUUUCGUCACCAACCCUUACACUGGGAGCAUCCAACCGAGUUUGUAAUGCACUUGCUCUACUUCAGUGUGUAGCUUCUCAUUCAGAGACAAGGACAUUGUUCCUAAAUGCCCAUAUACCUGUGUAUCUUUACCCUUUCCUCAGUACAGAAGAUACGACAAGACCAUUGGAAUAUCUGAGACUUACCAGCCUGGGUGUUAUUGGUGCCCUUGUAAAGGUUGAUGAUACAGAAGUUAUCAGCUUCCUUCUCUCUACGGAAAUAAUCCCUAAGUGCCUGUGCGCAAUGAAGUUUGGUAGUGAGCUUUCAAAAACAGUUACUAUGUAUGGAUAA